CCGCGCGCGGGAAAAGUCGUUCCGCCAUUAAAUUUUUUUUCUGAGUUCGUAUUCGAUAUUCGAAAAUGACGAUGCUUCUAAGAAAAAUGUGGAAGACCCAUUCCAAGCAUAAAAAGUUGUGUGAGGAAUGGGCUUUAGCUGAGUGUGAGGGGGAGGGUUGGUGGCGAGAGGCUCGGGACUCAGGAGCUGGUGACUUGGACGUCAGGUAUGCAGGAGCAGCGCCCGUCGAAAGAGCUGCAUCAGCGCCUGCAACUGCACUCGCCGUCAAAUCAGCUUUAUUUUCAGCGAAAUUGUUAAACAAGAAGCUGCAGCGAGUGAACUUGGAUAUCAGUGCUAAGGGCAUCGUCGUGAGUGACGCUGAGUCACAGGAAAACGUACUAAGCGUCUCCAUUUACAGAAUCUCCUACUGUUCAGCGGACGCGGCGAAUGCUCGUGUCUUCGCGGUGGUAGAAGGAAAGCCUAUAGGAGGGUCAGCGGAGAACCACGUGGUCCAUGUGUUUGUGUGCACCAGGAGACGACAUGCGAGGGCUCUUGCACUGUCUCUCGCACACGCCUUCAAUGAUGCUUACCAGGCAUGGCAAGCAAACCUAAAUCAAGGCAGUUCACUCGGAUCAGAUGGGAAACGGCUAGCUCCUUGGGUCCGUUUUCAAGAAGAAUCCGAUGAGGAGAUCGAAAGUGAAGAUUGGGAGUCACCAGCUCCACUGGUAUCCUUCGCAUAGUUAUUUUGUAAGCGUAGAAUAAUUUUAAUUAGGUACAAUACGGAGUCCUGGUUUCUGAACUUCUAAACUUCUUCUUAAAAAGCUGGGAAACGCAUUCACCGAUUUUGCCUAGCAUAGACGAAAUUGUAAGAAAUAUUUAUCAGAUAAUAUUAUGAAUAAUAUACAACUUAAACGAAUAAUAUACAGCUGCUCAUGAGGAAGAACCCCUCUGUGGUUCGAAACUAGUAGAGCUUUUCUCUUUGGUUAGUUGCGAUGAAUACGAUGAAGUCAAAAAACUUAAGUGGCACCUUUACUGAAUCUCAGAGUUUGUUAUACGUUAAAAUUAAUCGAAACGAGUGCUGUUCGACACUCUGGUGGCUUACUCUUUAAUCCAAUUCCGAACGAUCGGUUGAUAUACUAAGAAAAGCUCUAGCUUUUCUCAGUAUAUUUACGUGACUAACCCGCGAUUUUAGUUAAUUUAGUAUGUC
Molecule: messenger RNA, 1186 nt
Organism: Spodoptera litura
Lineage: Eukaryota; Metazoa; Arthropoda; Insecta; Lepidoptera; Noctuidae
Product: low density lipoprotein receptor adapter protein 1-B
Source: RefSeq, a predicted model, not a curated record